AUGUACGGGGGUGAUGAGGUAUCGGCCAUAGUCAUAGAUUUGGGUUCGCACACCUGCAAAGCUGGUUACGCCGGAGAAGAUGCGCCCAAAGCAGUGUUCCCAUCUUUAGGUUGGCUUUUGCUGGACUCCGGAAUAUUUUUGCCUUUGGUUACAUCACAAUCAGCUCCUUUGUUGUGGUCGCCCAACGAUUCAGGUCUUGUGAAUGGUUUAGAAGAGGAAGGUGGUCCUCUAUUGAUCCCAGUUGUUGGAUCAAUUGAUCAAAUGGAAGUUGAUGACCUUGAUAAUCCAGAGAAGAACUCAGGAUCUGGUGUAGACUCUAAAUCCAAAGGAAAACGGAAGCUAUAUGUAGGAUCUCAGGCUUUAGGAUACCGCAGGAAUCAUAUGGAGGUGCUGUCACCCAUGAAGGAUGGAAUUGUUGUUGACUGGGAUAUUGCUGAAAACAUAUGGGACCAUGCCUUCCGGGAAUGUCUAUUGGUUGAUCCUAAGGAGCAUCCAAUGCUACUUGCAGAACCAUCAUCUAACACUCAACAACAGAGAGAAAAGGCAGCGGAGAUUAUGUUUGAAAAAUACCAAGUUCCUGCAUUAUUUUUGGCCAAGAAUGCUGUUCUCACAUCUUUUGCAUCAGGACGCGCUACUUCUUUAGUGGUUGAUAGGUAG
Molecule: messenger RNA, 657 nt
Organism: Ilex paraguariensis (yerba mate)
Lineage: Eukaryota; Viridiplantae; Streptophyta; Magnoliopsida; Aquifoliales; Aquifoliaceae
Source: the annotation of a GenBank genome assembly